AUGGGGGAGGACCUCCAAGGAAUAGUUAGAGCGGCGAAGCUUCGUCCGGAUCUUCGUGACCCUCAAUGUUACGCGACUAUGGUGAAGAAUAUUGAUGCUCAUCUCAAGUCAAUGACCGAUACGGCAGCUGAGCAUGAGGCAUUCAUGAAUAUGCGGCAAAGCAAGGAUGAGUCAGCGGUUGCAUUUCACGCUCGGUUACAAGAAAAAGUAAGGCUUUGUGGAUACAGCCCGAACGAUCAAGAGCGAUUUGUGCGGGUACAACUUCUGAAGGGACUGACAAACAGGGAGUUGGCGAAAGCUGCUCGUACCUUCGGGCACGAAACUAUCUACAUUGUGCAAUCGGCGACGAGAGAUGAGGCGUACCACACCGAAAAUGCAACAUCGAGCGGUAUUAGCGCCCUUGCAGUUUCACAACGGCGCAGCGUAUCUGAUGGCAAGUUUCGUAAACGCCAGAAUAGAAACCAGGAUACAGGCAUACGCCAACGUUAUGUACCUUACACUAAUAAGCCUGGUCUAGGACGGCGUUUUCGUUGCUCGAAAUGCAAUAGGAUGGGACAUAAACAAGACCUAUGCCCAGCUCUUAACAAAAAGUGUAACACAUGCGGUAUGCUUGGUCAUUUUGCUGUUACUUGUCACAAGAAACGUGUUAGUUUAAUUCAAGAAAAACAGGAAAGAAGAGAGCCCAAAGGUUGGACUGACGAUGAAAAUAGUAAUGAUCAGCAUGUAAACGCCCUUUCUCUCAGCGAUGUACUGGUGGAAUGUCGCUUGGGUUCGUCGAAUCCUAUUCGUAUGCUCAUUGAUUCAGGAGCAGACAUUAACGUAAUCGGGGGUGAUGAUUGGAAGGUCUUGAAGAAAGAGUAUCACUUAAAGAUAGCUCAAUUGGAACCAAUACAUUGCUCAGGGAACAAAGAGUUGCGUGGUUACGCUUCGAACAACCCUAUGAAAAUCAAUUGCUCUUUUCGCGCUCAUGUUGCGGCAGUUGGAUUAACCAAACCGAUCGUAGCAGCAGAGUUUUUCGUUGUUGAUCAGGGUCGCAGAUCAUUACUUGGUAGAUCAACGGCGAGUGAGAUGAGAUUACUGGAAGUGGGACCGGCAGUCAACAGCUGUGAGAGCUCGGACACAACAGGAAGUUUCCCAAAGGUACCUGGGGUUAAAGUGAGGUUCAGCAUCGAUGAGACUAUACCUCCUGUAAGAAACGCAUAUUUCAAUGUGCCCGCUGCUUAUCGCGAAGCUGCUAAAUCUCGUCUUACGGAAAUGGAGGCUCGCGGAAUAAUAGAAAAAGUAGAAACGGCCCCAAAUUGGAUAAGUGGUAUGUCCGCGGUGGCCAAAGGAAAGAACGACUUUCGCUUGGUCGUCAACAUGCGCGCCCCAAAUAGGGCAAUCAAACGGGAGUAUUUUCGACUUCCGCUAGUAGACGAGAUAAAAUUGAAGCUGCAGGGUUCGAAAUAUUACUCUAAGUUGGACUUGAGUAACGCUUUCUACCAUCUCGAACUCCACAAGCAAUCGCGGGACCUCACUACCUUCCUGACAGAGAACGGUAUGUAUAGAUUUACAAGGCUUAUGUUUGGUGUAAAUUGUGCUCCCGAAAUCUUCCAACGAGAAAUGUGUCGGCUCCUGGAAGGUAUUGCGAAUAUAGUUGUAUACAUAGAUGACAUCCUUAUUUUCGGAAAAAGCUUAGAGGAAGUGUGA
Molecule: messenger RNA, 1689 nt
Organism: Topomyia yanbarensis
Lineage: Eukaryota; Metazoa; Arthropoda; Insecta; Diptera; Culicidae
Exons: 2
Coding region: 1-1689 (562 amino acids)
Biological process (GO): proteolysis
Molecular function (GO): aspartic-type endopeptidase activity; nucleic acid binding; zinc ion binding
Source: RefSeq, a predicted model, not a curated record